Molecule: messenger RNA, 3313 nt
Organism: Hippocampus comes (tiger tail seahorse)
Lineage: Eukaryota; Metazoa; Chordata; Actinopteri; Syngnathiformes; Syngnathidae
Exons: 12
Coding region: 164-3193 (1009 amino acids)
Source: RefSeq, a predicted model, not a curated record
AAGAAGAAGAAGAAGAAGAAAAAGAAGAGGGGGAAAAAAAAAGAAGUAGCCAGAAGAAUCCCGCUCACGGACAACAAAGACGCUCACUCCACAAUUGCCCACACACACUCCUGUGCCACAUCCCUAAAAGACUGGUUGAAGGAAAAUCCACUCAAGUGAAGGUAUGAAGAAAGCUUGGAUGUAUAAUGAUAGGAGUAAUGCCCGAAGGAGGGCUGUCAAAAGAGUUGAAGAACUCAUUGAAAUUGAGGCGGAAACAGAGGGGUUGGGUUCUGUCAAUUCUGAGUUGAGUGUUUGUCUCGACAAUUCAGAGGAAUUUAAUAUGCAAGUCAGUGAUGAUGAAAGUGAUCAGGACCUUGACGCUGAGGAUUUGGAAGAGGCAGAGGCUUUAUUAUCUGAUGAGGACAUGUCUGAUCUUAGAGACCAGUGUCAGAAUGGUGGUGAUCUCCAUAGCUCACUGGCUAAUUGGGCAGUUUCAUUUGGUAUUUCUCUCAUGGCUCUGUCAGCACUUCUAAACAUCCUUAGAAUAUACCACCCUUUCCUGCCCAAAGAUGGACGAACAUUGCUGAAAACUAAAACAAGCCACAACAUUCACAAUGCAGCAGGUGGUGUCUUCCAUUAUCGUGGAAUUUUGAAUUCAUUUCAGAAAAUCUUCGAUAAAGUGUGGUUUUCCUUGACAGACGGACAUGUAUUUAAACUGCAGUUAAAUUUUGAUGGCCUACCUCUCUGGAAGAGUUCUAGAACUCAGUUUUGGCCAAUCCUUGGUAUGUUACAAGGAUACACAAAGAAACCAGUGUUGAUUGGCCUUUUUUGUGGUACUUCAAAGCCAAAUUCACUGGCUGAGUAUCUUCAUGAUUUGGUACAUGAGCUAAAAGCACUGCAAAGUGGAUUUCUGUUCAAGCAGAAAUCUUUCUUUGUUAAUGUUGUUUCUGUUGUGUGUGAUACCCCAGCCAGAGCUUUCAUAAGAGGUGUGAAGUCACACAAUGCUUAUCAUGGCUGUGACAAGUGUGACCAAACAGGUGUACGCAAAUGUAAUCGAAUGACGUUUCCUGAGGUCAAUGCAAGGCGCAGAACUGAUGACAGUUUUCGACAAGCAAUGGAUGAAGAACAUCAUGUCCAACAGUCACCUCUUGCAGAUGUAGGCAUUGAUAUGAUUGCUUGCUUCCCAUAUGAUUAUAUGCAUCUGGUUUGUCUUGGUGUAAUGAAGCGUCUUUUAGAUUUGUGGAUCAGCACCACAGGCCCACUACGCUGUCGCAUUUCAUCUAGUCUCACUUCCAUCAUUUCAGAUAGACUUCUUGCACUGAGAAAUUACAUCCCUAGUGAGUUUACUCGAAGGCCACGGUCACUAGCUGACCGAUGUAGGUGGAAAGCCACAGAAUUCCGUCAGUUCUUGUUAUACACUGGUCCGGUUGUGCUCAGGGGUGUACUGAAGCCUCAGAUCUACGAUAACUUUCUGCUUUUGUCAGUAGGUGUGUACAUCUUGGCAAGUCCAAAGUAUUGUUUGGAGAUGAAUGACCUUGCCAAUACUCUGUUGGUUUCAUUUGUUGAACAUUUUGGCCAGCUUUAUGGUGAAGAGUUCUGGGUUUCAAAUAUUCAUGGUCUGGUGCAUCUCAGUGAAGAUGUCAAAAUCCAUGGCAAUUUAGAUCUCAUAUCUGCAUUUCCAUAUGAAAACUUCCUGGGAAAAUUAAAGAAAUUAGUUCGGGGGCCAUGUAAUCCUUUGACUCAGGUGCUGCGAAGAUUAUCAGAGAUGGAAAAUGAUGACUUCAAUCCUGAUGUUAAAGAAACUCCAAAACUUUACAAAGAGCACAUGGAUGGGCCUGUGCCAGAUGACUUCUCACAACGGAUGUUUCAUAUUGUUGUCUUUGACGACACCAGUGAGGUUGAAGUUGUUCCUUCAGUUUGGAUGAAAAAUGGAGAAUGCAUGUGGCCUCCAAAUAAAAGUGAUGUGGCAAAAGCUGUAAAAUCCCAAGAAUGUCCUGGACAUGGAUGGAAGCCCCAUAAAGCCAGAAUUAUUUUCACAUCCUAUGACUACAAUGAAGCGAGGCUUAAACUACCUCAAGCUGUUGAUAACACAGACCUUGGAAGUGAUGAAAAGGACUCUCCAAUUCAAUUUAAAAGGAAAAGGAUACGCAAGAACAUAUUAUUCCCUGGGGAGGAAGAUGACGGUGAUGACAAUGAUAAUGAGAUGAAAGUACGAAAGUCAACAAAAAGGAGAUUGGAUUCAUUGCCCAGUGCGCCAAAGAUUUAUGUGCCGAACAUCACUCCUGCACUAAAACGAGGGAAACAAAAUAGACCUAGGAUCAACUCCACUGGCCAUAACAGUCCUGAGCCUAUGAUCCAUUCUCCAUGCACCAGCAGGAAGAUGCACUCUCCAAGGCGCACCUUCAAUAAGAUGCACACUCCAAGGAGCACAAGCAGUGAGGUGUACUCACCAAGGAGCACCAGCAGGGCGGUGCAGACACCAAGGUGCACCAGCAGGGAGGUGCAGACUCCAAGGUGCACCAGCAGGGAGGUGCACACUCCAAGACGUACCAGUUGUGAGAUUCACACUCCAAGGCGUACUGGCAGUAAGGUGCACUCCCCAAUGACGCACACCAAGAGGCAUACUGCAUCUUCCGCAGUCCCAUCAACACACUUCGAGUCACAUCAAAGCAGUGAGAAGAGAUCCAGUCUGCAAACUUUCCUGUUGCAUAAUAUUUUAAAGCAAGAAAUGAUGCUGGAGCAACUGCGAAUCAUCUUUCAGACUCUACAGGGUAUGAAAGCAGCUGAUGAGGCAGAGAUGGGCCUUGAUCCAAAUCUGUUGCCACUCAAAGAUGUUGGUUCUCUUCAGAGCCUGGAGGAACAACUUCACAUCAACCCAGACCUCCAGAAAACAUUGGUAAAUACACUGGCUCUCAAAGGUGGAGUGGACAUUCGUAAAUGUGUCUGGAGCAUUAUGCAUGCAAUGAUCAAUAACUCUCUGGCAAGAAAAAUAAACAUGAGAGGAAUAAAUGGAAAGAUUGGUUUCCAGCACCUACAGAUUCGAACUGUUGUAACUGCCGCUGUGAGGCGAAACCGAUUAACAUCGUGGGCCACAGACAAGGAAAUUGAUGCCACCAUCCAAAGAUGGCUACAGCUGGCUUCUGAUCGGGAUGGUGGGAGGAAGGAGCGAAUGAAAAGAAAGGAGAAGAUGGAAAGCAGUUUGAUCAAUGAAUAAAUGCUGUUCAAGAAGCUGCUGUAUUACAGUUUGGACUUGGUGCUAACUGUCGUGCACUUUCCAGUUUGUGUGGUUCUUUGUGAGGUUCAUAUGAUGAAAAUAAAAAUUUUUGUAACAGUC